Molecule: messenger RNA, 1617 nt
Organism: Rangifer tarandus platyrhynchus (Svalbard reindeer)
Lineage: Eukaryota; Metazoa; Chordata; Mammalia; Artiodactyla; Cervidae
Source: the annotation of a GenBank genome assembly
AUGAAAUUUCCAAUCGAGACUCCAAGAAAACAGGUGAACUGGGAUCCAAAAGUGGCCGUUCCUGCAGCAGCGCCCCCGGCGUGCCCGCCCAAGGCCGCCGCUAACGGGGCUCCCCCGGCGCCUCGCCUCGCCGUGUCCUCCCGAGCCGCGGUCGUAGCCAGGAUGGAAGGCGCGGCCCAGGGGGGCCUGCAGACCGUCAUGAAGUGGAAGACAGUGGUUGCCAUCUUCGUGGUCGUGGUGGUCUACCUCGUCACGGGUGGUCUCGUCUUCCGGGCGUUGGAGCAGCCCUUUGAGAGCAGCCAAAAGAACACUAUCGCCUUGGAGAAGGCGGAAUUCCUGCGGGAUCAUGUCUGUGUGAGCCCCCGGGAGCUGGAGACGCUGAUCCAGCACGCUCUUGACGCUGACAACGCAGGAGUGAGCCCGAUAGGAAACUCUUCCAACAACAGCAGUCACUGGGACCUUGGAAGUGCCUUUUUCUUUGCUGGAACUGUCAUCACCACCAUAGGGUAUGGGAAUAUUGCUCCAAGCACUGAAGGAGGCAAAAUCUUUUGUAUUUUAUAUGCCAUCUUUGGAAUUCCACUCUUUGGUUUCUUAUUGGCUGGAAUUGGAGACCAACUUGGAACCAUCUUUGGGAAAAGCAUUGCAAGAGUGGAGAAGGUCUUUCGAAAAAAGCAAGUGAGUCAGACCAAGAUCCGGGUCAUCUCAACCAUCCUGUUCAUCUUGGCCGGCUGUGUUGUGUUUGUGACAAUCCCCGCCGUCAUCUUCAAAUACAUUGAGGGGUGGACAGCCCUGGAGUCCAUUUACUUUGUGGUGGUCACCCUCACCACGGUGGGCUUUGGUGAUUUUGUGGCAGGGGGAAACGCUGGCAUCAAUUACCGGGAGUGGUAUAAGCCCCUGGUGUGGUUUUGGAUCCUUGUUGGCCUUGCCUACUUUGCAGCUGUCCUCAGCAUGAUCGGAGACUGGCUACGCGUUCUAUCCAAAAAGACAAAAGAAGAGGUGGGCGAGAUCAAAGCGCACGCGGCUGAAUGGAAGGCCAACGUGACGGCCGAGUUCCGGGAGACGCGGCGGCGGCUGAGCGUGGAGAUCCACGACAAGCUGCAGCGCGCCGCCACCAUCCGCAGCAUGGAGCGUCGGCGCCUGGGCCUGGACCAGCGGGCGCACUCGCUCGACAUGCUCUCGCCCGAAAAGCGCUCCGUGUUCGCCGCGCUCGACGCAGGCCGCUGCAAGGCCUCGUCCCAGGAGAGCAUCGACCACCGGCCCAACAACCUGCGGCUGCAGGCGUCGGAGCCGCUGCAGAAGCGCGGGCAGGGCGCCUCUGAGGACAACAUCGUAAACAAGCUGGGCUCUGCCUCCAGGCUCACCAAGAGGAAGAACCGGGACCUUCGGAAGGCCCUGCCCGAGGACGUGCACAGGAUCUACAGGACCCUCCGCCACUACUCCCUGGACGAGGAGAAGAAGGAGGACGACACGGAGAAGGGGUGCAACUCGGACCACUCCAGCACCGCCGUGCUCACCGACUGCGCCCAGCUGCCGGCCGGCGCGGGGGACGGCGUGGGCCCCGCCGACGCCAAAGACGCGGAGCGCGACAGCAGCGCGCUGCUGGAAGCCAGAAACUAA